Meloidogyne enterolobii is the source of this 636-nucleotide messenger RNA. The record is from the annotation of a GenBank genome assembly. NCBI's taxonomy places the organism in Eukaryota, Metazoa, Nematoda, Chromadorea, Rhabditida, Meloidogynidae.
AUGCCUAUUUUGCAGAACGGUCAAAGUCCCGAAUAUACUUACUUAUUUGAACCGAAACGACCAACACUUCUUAAGAAAGUAAAAUCUAUAUUUAAACAUAUUAAUCACAAUCAAGUUGAUGAAAAUGAAAUUGAAGAGGAAAUUGUAAAUAAUGAAGCUGAAGAAUUACGGUUGGAUGGAAGAAGUUUUAGAGAGGGAUUUGGUAGUAGGAGAAUUGAAGGAGUUCCUGUAGUAGAUGAAAGUAUACAAACUGAUCCAGAAAUAUCUGAACAAACAACGGGAAAUGUACAGGGUGAGGGGUCUAAAGGAGAGGAAGAAUCUGUUGAAAAUCCGGAAAAUAAGGAUCCAAAUUCACAAAUAAAUACUGAAAAUCAGGAAAAUAUUGAAACUGUAAAUAAAGAAGAAUCGAGUAAAAAAGGAAAAGAACCUGUACAAAUACCAGAAAAAGGCGAAGGUUCAACGAGUACUAAUUUAGAAACAAAUGAUAAUAAACCUGAAACAAUUAAUGUCUCUUAUGAAAAAUCAACAAGUUCAGAAAGUAGUUCGUCAAGUAGUUCGGAAAGUGAAUAUGUUAUUUAUAAAAAUGAAAAACUUAAAAUACAUCGAGAAAAAAGUAAAAUUAGUUAUAAUUUUUAA